AUGUCCAAAUCCGCCCCCACCAGUUCCUCGUCUCCCCCAGCCCCCUCCGACAUCGGGCUUGGCGACCCCAUGGCCCUCCCCUCAGCAGUGCCGUCCAUGUCGGGAGACACUCACGUCUCCGACGCCUACCUUAACUCAAUGGGCCCUAGUGUCGACACUCCGUCCAUUCCUCCCUCAGACACCCUCGCCGCUCUCUCCGAGCUCUACGACCUCGGCACGGACACCUCGCCUACUGGCGCCAGUGCUCACUCCGGCAAGACGUACGGGGAAUUGAUGGUCGCAGCAACGCGCCGUCUCGUUCCCCCCGCACGGUGGGCGAGCAUGAUCGAAGAGCUCGCCGAGUACCACCGCUCUCUGGUCAUCGCGGAGCUUCUGGACACGCCGCGCCCCUCUACAAUCAGCCCACGGACCCACGCGAUCUUAGUAGAGACGCUCUUUGCGGGUGCGGCAGCGGCGAUGGACCUUGGGGGAACCUUUGCGGAUGCGGGAAUAGAUGCAGAAGCCCGUGCGGAUGCAGGCGUGUCUUCUCUCACGGACGACAGGGAGCAGGAGGGUGCUAAUGACACAGGUGUGGCAGGCCCGGGCGCAGCUCCCGUUGGCCCCCAGAUGCGCACGCGCACACGCAAGAGGAAGGGGAAGGGCAAGGGGAAGGGCAAGGGAGUGGGCAGGGGCGCGCGUGCGGACACUGACGCAGGUGUGGAUGCGGGCGUGAGGGCAGGUGUUGUUGGCGCGACCCCCACCCACCCUUCGGUCGACGAUGAGCUGCCCGGCCUCAUUACCCCCGUCCACUCCGACAACGACUCCGACGCCUCAGACAAUGAGUACAACUAG
This is a messenger RNA of Epithele typhae, 831 nucleotides long. RefSeq lists its product as uncharacterized. The coding region runs from base 1 to 831 and encodes 276 amino acids. The transcript has 2 exons. NCBI's taxonomy places the organism in Eukaryota, Fungi, Basidiomycota, Agaricomycetes, Polyporales, Epitheliaceae. The record is from RefSeq and is a predicted model, not a curated record.